CUUAUUUGUAAAAGGACGAAAAAUAAAGAAUAAAAUUGCGGAAAAACAAGUUGCGUGGUGCUUAAGCCAUCAAGAAAAACUAUCCAUUUUCGUUGGAAAACAAUGGAUGUGGAAAAUUAUGAGAAUAGCUCUGAGAAUUGUAAAAUUAUGAAAAGUGAAAAUAAUGAAAUUUCUAAUUCAACAUUAACAGCAGCACGUAUAAUUACCAGCUCUGAUAAUGGAAAUCAUCAAUGGAAACUCGUAAAUGUUCCCGUGACUCUUCCCAUGAUCGGAGAUCAGAUGCAACACAUAAUGAAGCCCAUGCUUUGUCUGGACAACAAUGGAUUCUUAUCCAGUAACGUCAUAUCCACAACUGGUAAUGAUGGAAAUGAUGUAAAAGCCAUUGUGAUUCAACAACAACAGCCAACGGCUGAACAAAUUGCGGCUGAUGUACAACAACAAUUACAGAUUAAGGUGGAACAGCAAGUUAAUAGUCAAAAUCAUCAGAAUAGCACAACGGGAAACAGCAACAAUCACUUAUCAUCAUCGGGAUCAAGUUGGGCUGAACAGCCAAUGAACAUGGAUGUACUAACGAUUCGUUGUAAAACAACAACAGCGGAAUUAUUUAAAACUAGACUUGGAUCAGGCGGUCGUGGACGAUGCAUAAAGCUCAAAGACAAAUGGUACACACCAAGUGAAUUUGAAAAUCUUUGUGGACGUGGAUCAAGUAAAGAUUGGAAGAGAUCUAUAAGAUAUGGUGGUCGGAGCUUACAAGCCCUUAUUGAUGAGGGGAUAUUGACCCCACAUGCAACCAGCUGUACAUGUGCUGCGUGCUGUGAUGAUGAUGCUACUGCAUCGGGUCCUGUACGUUUAUUCACACCCUACAAGCGUCGACGAAAAGCACAACAGGAUCAACAGGAGAAUCCAAAUUCCAGCGGAAAUGGACAACAUUCUGUUUCGGCUGCAAAUGUGACUAUUUCGUCGCCCGUAGUGACUACAAAUAAUGCUAGCAGUACGAUAAAUAAUAACAAUAAUAUCAUCAACAAUAACACAACAACUCAACAACUUCACAUUCAAACAACACCUAUACAAAAUAAUAACAAUAAUAAUACUGUCACUUUCAAUGCAAAUAAUGGGAUCAAGAAGAAGCGAUUUAACUUAAAUAUCAUUAAUGUUAAACCUAGUGAAAGUUCUGAUGACAUUGAAUCUGAGAAUAUUACAUUUACACCGACAGUUACGGCGCAACCGGCGGUUAAGGAAGAGGAGGAAGCAGUCACUCCUUGGCAGACCGUCACAGAGGCUAUUCAAGAAAUUCCUUCAGACUACGUGGACCAAACACUAUUAUCAGAAUUUAACGUGCCAUUCGAACGUAUGCGGAACAUCCAGAAACAAAUAAAUCAAUUAAGUAGCGAUCUAAAGCGAUGCAUGGACGAGUGCAAGGAGAUCUACUUGAAACACAUUGAACGUCUUCAGCGAGAACGCGACACAGCACUGCUCGCGGCUAGUCAAAUUGAAGAUCCAAAUAAUAUUAAUGCUCAGUUGCCACCGGGAGUUGAAAUUUCAAAUAAGAAGUGUGCUAAUUGUAAUCGUGACGCAAUGGCUGAGUGCUCCUUAUGUAGAAGAACACCGUAUUGUUCAACAUUCUGCCAGCGUAAAGACUGGAUAACGCAUCAGAAUGAAUGUAUUCGAAACAACGAACCGACUCAACAAAUUAUGCUGAUAGUUGAUCCUGAAUGAAAUUCAGUUAUGAGUGUUUUAGAUAUGGCGG
Chironomus riparius is the source of this 1747-nucleotide messenger RNA. Lineage: Eukaryota; Metazoa; Arthropoda; Insecta; Diptera; Chironomidae. The record is from the annotation of a GenBank genome assembly.